CACGGCAGUUGGCGAGGUCGCUGCAGGUCGGAGGUCACGGGGUCAGGGAGCUGGAGCUUCGGGGUGUGCACUGCACUGGGAUGCCAGGACCGGCGUCCAAGCGGAGGAUCCCAGUGUCCCAGCCCGGCAUGGCCGACCCCCACCAGCUCUUCGAUGAUACAAGUUCGACCCAGAGCCAAGGCUACAGGGCCCAGAGAGCACCUGGUGGCCUGGGCUACCCUGCAGCCUCCGCCUCGACCCAGGCUGCCUUCCUGGCGGAUCCUGUGUCCAAUAUGGCCAUGGCCUACGGGAGCAGCCUGGCUGCCCAGGGCAAGGAGCUGGUGGAUAAGAACAUCGACCGCUUCAUCCCUGUCACCAAGCUCAAGUACUACUUUGCUGUGGACACCAUGUAUGUGGGCAAAAAGCUGGGCCUGCUCGUCUUCCCCUACCUGCACCAGGACUGGGAAGUGCAGUACCAGCAAGACACACCUGUGGCCCCCCGCUUUGACGUCAAUGCUCCUGACCUCUACAUUCCAGCUAUGGCUUUCAUCACUUAUGUCUUGGUGGCUGGCCUGGCGCUGGGGACCCAGGAUAGGUUCUCCCCAGACCUCCUCGGGCUGCAGGCAAGCUCUGCGUUGGCCUGGCUGACCCUGGAGGUGCUGGCCAUCCUGCUCAGUCUCUACCUGGUCACUGUCAACACUGACCUCACCACUAUCGAUCUGGUGGCCUUCUUGGGCUACAAAUAUGUUGGGAUGAUUGGCGGGGUCCUUAUGGGCCUGCUCUUUGGGAAGAUUGGCUACUACCUGGUGCUGGGCUGGUGCUGUGUGUCUAUCUUUGUGUUCAUGAUCCGGACGUUGCGGCUGAAGAUCCUGGCGGAGGCGGCGGCCGAGGGCGUCCCGGUACGCGGGGCCAGGAACCAGCUGCGCAUGUAUCUGACCAUGGCGGUGGCGGCGGCGCAGCCCCUGCUCAUGUACUGGCUCACCUUCCACCUGGUGCGGUGAGGGCGGCCCGGCCCACGCCCCCGGCUGCUGCCGCUCCUCC
Messenger RNA from Lontra canadensis (Northern American river otter), 1020 nucleotides. RefSeq names its product Yip1 interacting factor homolog B, membrane trafficking protein (gene YIF1B). Lineage: Eukaryota; Metazoa; Chordata; Mammalia; Carnivora; Mustelidae. The record is from RefSeq and is a predicted model, not a curated record. The coding region runs from base 81 to 980 and encodes 299 amino acids. Gene Ontology annotation, biological process: endoplasmic reticulum to Golgi vesicle-mediated transport. The transcript is spliced from 8 exons. Gene Ontology annotation, cellular component: endoplasmic reticulum membrane; endoplasmic reticulum-Golgi intermediate compartment; COPII-coated ER to Golgi transport vesicle.